AUGUCUACGAAAGACUCUAGUCUGCACCUCUUCUCAUACUUUACGAUACCUAAUAUCCUCCUAGCACUCGUGGCAUAUACUACCGUAAGAUGUGUCUACCAGAUCAUUUACUAUCGAUACUUUCAUCCGCUACGACACUUUCCGGGUCCCUUCUGGGCCAGCGUAACGAGGCUAUGGAUCGCAUACCACAACAUCAAGGCGGAUGAAUGCGAGAUCGAACUCGCUCUACACCGCAAAUACGGCCCCGUGCUUCGCGUCACCCCUACCCUACUCUUGGUAUCCGAUGCUACCAAGCUCCCUGAAGUGUACAAUCGCCAAUCGAACAAGUCGAAUCAUUACAUCACCGGCAGCUUCGGCAAGACCGAGAGUUUGUUCAAUAUGCGGGAACACAAGCACCACGCGCACUUUCGCAAGAUCGCUGCUGGCCCAUAUAGUUUCAGCAACGUCAGGAAGAUGGAAGGGCUAGUGGACGAUCGCAUCCAGCAGUGGACUGACAAGCUGGAGGAAGUCUUUGGCGAUGGCAGUAGAUUUGACUUUGCGCCGUGGGCAGUAUACAUGGCAUAUGACAUCAUAUCGGAGAUUGGCUUUGGCGCACCCAUCGGAUUCAUCGAGAGCGGCUCCGAUAUCGACGGCUUGAUCAAAGGCUUCCACGAUGGUCUGCUUCCUUUCGGUCUAAUGGCUCGGCUCUGGCCGUGUACACAAUGGGCGAAAGGCACAUGGUUGGGCGAGAAAUAUCUUGUGGCGAAGCCCGAGGACGACUCUGGUAUUGGCACGCUGAUGCGCUUCCGUGACAAGCUCAUCGCCAAGCGAAUCCAAGAUAUCGAAGCUGGUAAAGUCGACAGAGUCGAUCUACUACAGACCUUUCUCGAUGCAAGGACAGAAGAUGGCGCACCGCUGGAUUUGGACUACAUCAAAGCUGAGAUCCUUCUCGUAUUGCUCGCUGGCGCUGAUACCACAGGCACUGCAUUCCAAGCGAUGAUUGCGUACAUUACAUCUGAUGCUCAAGUAUACGCGAAGUUGAUGGAAGAGUUAGAUCGCGUCACUCGCGAGGUCAAGUUGAGCCCCAUGCCGCAGUAUGACGAAGUGUUGGAGCAUUGUCCAUAUUACGUUGCGUGCGUCAAAGAAAGCAUGCGUCUCUGUCCCUCCGCUCCCAACAUCUUCCCUCGCGUUGUGGGUUCGUCAGGGAUGCACCUGCAUGGCCGCUACGCGCCGCCCGGUACCGAAAUAACCUGCAACCCCUGGCUCGUGCACCGCGAUGAGAAGAUCUAUGGCCAAGAUGCCUGUGAUUUCCGUCCAGGAAGGUGGCUCGAAAGCGAAGAAAAAGCAAAGGAGUACAACAAGUACAACAUGGGCUUUGGAUAUGGCGCGAGAGUCUGUCUUGGAAAAGACAUCGCACUCAUGGAGUUAUACAAGGCUCCAUUGCAAUUCUUCAGGACGUUCAAGAUUGAGAUCGACGAAAGCCGCAAAGGCAAUUUUGUAGUCAAAGGUGGUGUAGGAUUCUGGGAGGACAUGUGGAUCGGUAUCAAGCGGCGGAAGACGGCGUCGUGA
This is a messenger RNA of Alternaria incomplexa, 1548 nucleotides long. RefSeq lists its product as uncharacterized. The coding region runs from base 1 to 1548 and encodes 515 amino acids. Gene Ontology annotation, molecular function: monooxygenase activity; iron ion binding; heme binding. The record is from RefSeq and is a predicted model, not a curated record. NCBI's taxonomy places the organism in Eukaryota, Fungi, Ascomycota, Dothideomycetes, Pleosporales, Pleosporaceae. The transcript is spliced from 3 exons.